Molecule: messenger RNA, 351 nt
Organism: Dentiscutata heterogama
Lineage: Eukaryota; Fungi; Glomeromycota; Glomeromycetes; Diversisporales; Gigasporaceae
Source: the annotation of a GenBank genome assembly
AUGACUGAAAAUAAUAAUAUUGAAUUAGUGCUAAAGCAACAGAAUGUGAUUGAUUCAUGUUCAGAAUGUCCAAUUAUCACUUAUGAGAUUGCGAAAAAAUUGGGGUUUGAAAAAGAUAAAAGUUUACCCAACAUAAUGAUAAAGUGGUAUCUGAUAUUGUUAAGCAAGUAUCAGAUAGUGAAACCCGAGAUUCAGCAAGAUAUUAUAAACUCGAUAGCAAAUCUAGAUAUUUCUCAGAGAAAUCAUAUACUAUCUGAGGCUAAAAGAAAAAAAACAAUUUUUAACAAUACCGCAUCCGAGUCCUCGUCUGAAUCUUUAUCCUCAUCUGAGUCUGGGUCCAACUCUGAAUGA